Messenger RNA from Theobroma cacao (cacao), 1130 nucleotides. RefSeq lists its product as uncharacterized. The record is from RefSeq and is a predicted model, not a curated record. NCBI's taxonomy places the organism in Eukaryota, Viridiplantae, Streptophyta, Magnoliopsida, Malvales, Malvaceae.
GAACACUACAUUUCACCCCCCUCUCUCUCUCUCUCUUUCCCAUCUCCCUGUUUUUCUUCUCUGUCUCUACUCUUCUUCUCUUAGCAAGAACGCCACCCUAUCAACCAUUCUCACUCGUUUUGGCGUUUCUUGUUCUUGUUAGAGAGCCACCAUGAGCUCCAUUAUUCAAAGCUUUCAAAAGAGCCAUGCACUCCCCGUCUCUCAAACCGAAUCAAAAGAGCAACUGCCAGGGCUACGUAGAAGGCUUUCCUCUCUGUCUCUCAAUAUAAAGCCUAUCUCUUCGCCAGCGACAUCAUGGGCAUUUCACAGAUCAAAGUCUUUGUCGUCCAUGGGAGAGUAUGCUGGUAGUUCCAUCAGGAAAUGGUGGGACUGGGGCUGGUCUUGGGUUCUCUCCAGAAAACCCAUGUUUGCUAAAGACCUUGAAAUGAACGAAGAAGAAACUAGGAUUCUAGGCUGCCACAACAAAGGCAGCUGGAGACAUGUUUUUUACAAGGUUAGGUCUGAGGUCAAAAAACUGGUGGGAUCUGACAAAGUUGGCCUCCCGCAAACUUACAGGUACAAUUCUUUAGAUUACUCCAAGAAUUUUGAUGAUGGACAGAAAAUCUAUGGUUGAGACUGGAGAGAGAACACGUCAUCGGUUGAUUUUGGAAUGCAUGAAUGGAAGAAGUACUGUUGAAAGAAAGCUCCGAAGGGAAAUUAAUAAGCUUCAAGAUUCAGAUCAGACAGACUGUAGAAUUCUAUCUUUUCGCAUGGCUCUUGCUUUUUCUUUUCUGGGUUUCGGCUUUAAUUUCUUUGUUACUAUAAUGCAUGUUCAUUCGUGAAAACAAACAAAUGGCCUGUGAUUAUAUUGUUAAUGUUGUGUUAGUAUAUAAUGUGAUGUUGCUUGGAGAGGGGAAGAGGGAAAACUUCAACUACUUGUUGGUUGAGCUGAAUCCACCUCACACUUUACUAAUCGCGCUCUUCUCUGCCUCUCCAACCACAUCUACAAAGUCUACAUUGUUCAUGAAUUCAAGUUAAUGGCCUUAUGGCUAUGGGGGUACCAUGCAUUGCACAAAAAGGAAGUUGCCGCAAAGGUGGAUUCACUGUAUUAGACACCAUCUGUUAGCUAAAAAAACAAAUUGUUAUUGUUA